AUGCCAAAAUUAACAAAAGUAUGCAAACUUUGUUGCGACAAUGUGGCCACCUUCGAUUUCAUGAGCCUUACCACCAAAUGUAAUCAUAAAGUCUGUCGCGCUUGUAUCAACCAACAUAUUAAUCAGUACUUGAACACAAAGGGCACUACUAAAAUUGAAUGUUUUGAGAUCGGUUGUAAGGCUUUGAUGGAAUAUCAGGACAUGAAACGAGUUGCCAGUAGAGAUUUGGUUGAAAGAUAUGAGCAUCUUAGUUUUCGUGAAGCUAUACGACAAAUACCAGAUUUUCGUUGGUGCAAAAAUCCGAGAUGCGGUUCGGGACAAGAGCAUUUUGAAAAAGAAAAUUCGCCAAUAAUGAUUUGUGUUGCGUGUGAAAAAAUGACUUGUUAUACACACGAUGUUCCGUGGCAUGAAGGCCGUACUUGUGAGCAAUAUGAAAUUGAGAAAGGUACCAUUGAAGGUGCCACACGUGAUGCUAUCGAACGUGAGACUAAAUGUUGUCCAAAAUGUGGUUUUAGAAUUUAUAAAUAUGGUGAGAGAGUGUUCUUGACUUUAAGUUAUCCAUGA
Messenger RNA from Cetraspora pellucida, 564 nucleotides. The record is from the annotation of a GenBank genome assembly. Lineage: Eukaryota; Fungi; Glomeromycota; Glomeromycetes; Diversisporales; Gigasporaceae.